Rhizophagus irregularis DAOM 181602=DAOM 197198 is the source of this 1882-nucleotide messenger RNA. RefSeq lists its product as uncharacterized. The record is from RefSeq and is a predicted model, not a curated record. Gene Ontology annotation, cellular component: CTDK-1 complex. Gene Ontology annotation, biological process: positive regulation of DNA-templated transcription, elongation; positive regulation of transcription by RNA polymerase I. NCBI's taxonomy places the organism in Eukaryota, Fungi, Glomeromycota, Glomeromycetes, Glomerales, Glomeraceae.
UCGUCGUUAUGUCAGUUACGGUCCCGGAUUUUAUUGACGCUUUUGAUGCACGUUUGUACUUCGUUAGUUCUCUCAAGAAACUUAGCGUGAGUCAACAGACAAUUCUUAAGUGCAGAAGUUUUGCACUGCGAUACACAGAUUGGUACGAAGACCUGUAUCGCUGUAUAAUCGAUGUUAUGGAAAGCAGUAAUGUUUGGUCGCGAAUGUACCUUCUCUACUUCUUAGAUGGUCUUGUAGAAAGGUCUGAGUUUUUAAAUUUUAAAGGAUAUACUGAGUUUAUUCUUGAGGAUCUCGAGAAAAUCGUUAGCUUAGUCUGUGAAAAGCCUGAAGGGUCUGUUAAUUUAGUAAAUACGUUAAAAACACUUGAAAGAUGGCAGUCCAAAAACUUUUUCGAUUAUGAUGUUCUCGAAAAGGUCAAAGCUUCAUUAUUAGCAUGGAAAUCAGAACCUGAAUACCCGCCAGAGCUAAAUCUUACAGCAGCCGAGAUAAAACAAAGAAUGGAAGACGAUAGAGAGAGGGCUAAGCUUCUUCGAGAAGAUAGUUGGUGGGUUGAUAAAAGCGUAGAAGAUGGGGAGGCUCUUGCUUUAUGGGAAGAGACGUCGGAUCUUGAUGAAGGCGAUUACAUUGACAUUAUAACGGAAAAUAUAAAACAAGAUUCUAGUUAUGACUGGAAGAGCUUGUAUGAAGAAGUUAUAGCCUGGAGUAAAGAACAAGCUAAACUUGAAAAAGAAGACGAAAGAAUAGCGGCGAUGAAUUGCGAUUUUGAACCUGUUGCACAGACCGUCUUGCUUAGUAAAAUCCCGAGACCGAAUUUUGAAAAGCAUAAAGAUCAGAUUUCUAGAAAUUCAGGAGUGCCGAGUAAAAUACCAAGACUUAAAAGAGCACCCUUCAAUACACUGAUCGAAAAGAAUCCUGAAGAUGAUCCUUUGGUUCUGAAGGGGGGUGGGCUUCAUAAAGCCAAAAAGAAAUUUUCUGAGUCUGAGUCUGCGACAGCGUCCGCGUCCGUAUCCGCAUCCACACCUGUAGCAACUCCCACAGCAAAUGUAGCACUCAUAGCCAGAAAUCGACUUAAGGUCAACAAGACUGUCCCGGCCAUUGUUAUUUCCCCUCCUAAUCAAACGGAAAUUAUGCCUGUCUCGCCUUAUCCGGAAAAAUCGGGAACCAAAAGGAGGCAAGGUUCCGAUGAUACCUUCCGAGACGUAUUUGAUGAACAAUCCAAACUAAAGCGAGCCCGUAAAAGAAUGUCUACUCACGAAGAUCCUUCAAUCACCACCGGAACCAAAGGAUUCGAUUUCCAAGAGUUGUCGGACCAAAAUUCUUCGUAUGUGAGCGAGGAAGAGAAUACCCGAGAUUCGGGAGAGGUUGAAGAAGAAAAUUUUAAUAAUGUUAUUGAUCAUUGUCCUGAAUCAAAUCUUGAGUUUCUUUUACAAGCAGUCGAAUUGGUAUCGCCAAUGACUGAGGUUUCUCUUUCUAAAGAAGAUUCCCCACCUCAUGAUGAUUUUAAUUUGACUGAAUCAUGGUUAUAAAAAUAUUCUUGAUAAAUUAACUAGCCUGCAGUGAUGAUCACCAUCAUGACGAAUAACAGGUGACAAAUGGAGGGAUAUGGACGUUACAGGGUGUGGUGACAAUUUAUCAUACUGUUGAUGAACACGUUGAUUGAAGUAAAUUAAAUAAUCUAAUUUUAAUUAUUUUUAAUUUUAAACAGAACAGUAAAAAAUUUCUCCUAAAAUUUAGAUGUAAAUAACAAUUAUAGAAUCGUUAAAUAAAAAAAAUUAUAUUGUAAUUUAUAAUAUUAAUUUCAGAAAAAUUAAAAUAAUAAGACAAAAUUAAGAAUAAAAUAAUAAUUUAUUUUAUAAAUCUUAAAUAAUUUACAAGAUAAAAG